This is a messenger RNA of Musca domestica (house fly), 1655 nucleotides long. Its product is annotated as juvenile hormone acid O-methyltransferase. The coding region runs from base 281 to 1126 and encodes 281 amino acids. The transcript has 3 exons. The record is from RefSeq and is a predicted model, not a curated record. NCBI's taxonomy places the organism in Eukaryota, Metazoa, Arthropoda, Insecta, Diptera, Muscidae.
GCUGUUGUAAUAGUUCAAUACCGGCUGGCGAGUGGAACGCAUUCAUAUCAACACAACUGGGAGAACGACCAACAACUAUUCAAACAACCUACCAACCAACCAACCCAGAUUGAAAAGCUAACCAGUUUUCAACCGGGUUAUAAAGUGAAACGUAGCACGCGGGAGUGGGCCAACGUAACGUAAUACAAGAAUAGAACGCGCGAACACACCCACUUAUCUAUUUGCGGUUAGAAUAAAAAAUUUAAAAAAAAGAAAAUAUUCCUUUCAAAACUAUCUCAACAUGAAUCGCCCGGCCCAGUAUCACCAACAUAACGAAGUCCAAAGGUACAUUGCCGACAAGGUAUGGAGCAAAUAUUCCAAAUGGCUGCAGUGGCGCCACGAUGGCCAAGACACCCUGCUGGAUGUGGGCACAGGGACCGGUAAUGUCCUAAUGGAAAUCGUUAAACCCCGCAUCGCCAAAACAUAUCGGAAAAUUGUCGGCACCGAUGUUGCUCCCGAAGUUAUUGAAUUCGCCCAAAACUAUUAUCGUUCGCCAAAGAAAUGUGAAUUUCGCGUUUUGAACAUCUGCACCGAACAGCCACUGCCACACGAUCUUUUGGGGCAAUUCGAUCAUGUCACAUCGUUUAAUUGCCUACAUUGGCUAAAGAAUCAAGAACAAGCUUUGCGUAACAUUUACGAUCUGAUAAGGCCCGAGGGUGGUGACUGCUUGCUAUCGUUUGCCCCCUAUGUACCCAUUAUGGAUAUUUAUGAAUCGUUAAGAGAUUCAGCCACCUGGGCACCUUAUCUGGGACACACCGAUUAUUUCAAUGGUCCUCUACAGCGAAUUGAGGAAUUUGCUUUGGUGAAAUUACUACAGGAUAUUGGUUUCUAUAAUGUUCAUGUGCAGUUUAACUAUGACGUGUACAACUAUGAUAGUCCUCAGGAGUUUUCAGAUCAAAUGGCUGCCAGUAGCUUAUUUUUGAAACAUGUCCCCGCCUCAAUGCACGAGAAGCUAAUGGUUGACUUCCUGGAAGUGGCCCGAAGACUGGGCUGCCGGGCAUCCAGUGCCUGUGGUACCAAAUGUAAAUUUUCUCUAAAUUUCACCAAUGCCGUGGUCUAUGCCAAAAAACUUCCCCAGCGUAGAUAGUUUGGACUCACAGUAACAUGGCACUGAUAAGUGAAAUCAGUAGUGACACUGAUGCAAGAGAUUAACUAAAGCAACAACAGAAAUUUUAUUAAAGAUAAGUUAGUUAAGGGAACGGAAUAGUGGAGAAUAUUCGCAGAGGCAUUUGACGAGAAAGAGAGAGUGAAAAACAUUUCUCUCAAACAUUCAAAAAAAAUUAUUAAUAACUAGUCUCCCGUAACCCUCCAUAUGAUAAGCGAAUUUGUUAAAAAAAAAUCAAACAUAGAAUUAUUUUCAAUUGCAUUUUUUAUUUUCCUAACUUAGAUUUUAGAUAAGAUACAGCAAAGAAAUUGUUUGCAAAAAGAAAUCAAUAUUUAUCUAUUAUUAUUAAGAAUUGCAAUAUUAAGCUUUAACUAAUCUUAUAUUACUUGUAUGCCAUAUAUACUUAACAUAAUUCUAAUAAUAAUAGUGUAUGUAUUUAGGUUUAAAUUUUUGUUAUAUGGAAAUUUUGAUACCCAACGUGCAAUAAAAAUGUGAGGAACUGAAAUAUAAA